Messenger RNA from Pipistrellus kuhlii (Kuhl's pipistrelle), 2147 nucleotides. It is a transcript of the gene POMK, whose product is annotated as protein O-mannose kinase. The record is from RefSeq and is a predicted model, not a curated record. Gene Ontology annotation, cellular component: endoplasmic reticulum membrane. Gene Ontology annotation, molecular function: protein kinase activity; ATP binding; carbohydrate kinase activity. Gene Ontology annotation, biological process: protein phosphorylation; carbohydrate phosphorylation; protein O-linked glycosylation. The coding region runs from base 374 to 1426 and encodes 350 amino acids. The transcript has 4 exons. Lineage: Eukaryota; Metazoa; Chordata; Mammalia; Chiroptera; Vespertilionidae.
GGGAGAGACCCGGUGCUGCGGGCUGGCCCGGGGCGCAGCUCGGCCUCCGCGGGGUGUGUCCCCCGCCCGGCCGGCGCCCCCACGCCUCGCCCGGCAGCCGCGCCGCCCGGAGGCCCCCGGAGGCCACGCCGGCCCGGGAGCCGCGUCCACGCGCGGGGCCCCUCCGCGUCUGCCCGGCGCGCUGGGCAUCAAACUCCUGGCGCUCCUGCAUCCAGCACCCGGAGUGUCAAGCACCUGGUGUCCAGGGCCCUGCCCCAGCCUUCUCCCCUCCCAGCCCUCCACCAUCCAACAACUGAAGCUGCGAUGCCUGCCUUCACCACGGUCCUCACACCGGCGCCAGGGCAUUCCUUUGGAAAUCACAGAGGAUAACAGCAUGGAGCCGAAGCCUCAGGAUGGCAGAAGGAGUGCCCCCCACAGGGAGGUGCCCCCGGUGGUGGGGCUGCUGCUGGCCUUGGUUGUCAUGAACGCGCUCCUCUACCUCUGCCUCGAUCGCUUCUUCGUCGCCCCUCGGCGUCCUGCCCCGGACCCCCGGCGCUGUCCCUACGGGCACUUCAGAGUGGGACAGAUGGACAGCUGCUCAGCGUGGCUGUCCUGCGCGGAGCUGAGGACGGAAGUGAGGCCGCUGAAGCGCGUCGGGGAGGGCGCCGUGAAGAGAGUCUUCCUUUCGGAGUGGAAGGGACGCAAAGUCGCCCUCUCACGGCUCACCAGCCCGGAGAUGAGAGACGACUUCCUCCACGGCCUGCAGAUGCUGAAGGCCCUGCAGAGCAAGCACGUCGUCACGCUGCUCGGCUUCUGCGAGGAGGACGGCACCAUUCUCACCGAGUACCACCCCUUGGGGUCGCUGGGCAGCCUGGAAGCCACGCUCAACCUUUCCAAGUACCAGGCCGUGAACACCUGGCAGCGGCGGCUGCAGCUGGCCAUGGACUACGUGGGCAUCCUCCACUUCCUGCACCACAGCCCGCUGGGCACGCGGGUCAUGUGCGACUCCAGCGACCUGCCCAAGACGCUGUCCCAGUACCUGCUCACCAGCAACCUGAGCAUCGUGGCCAACGACCUGGACGCGCUGCCCCCCGUGAACCGCAGCGCCGGGGCGCUGGCCAAGUGCGGCCGCCGGGAGCUGCGCGGCGACUUCGUGGCCCCGGAGCAGCGCUGGCCCUUCGGGGAGGACGUGCCUUUCCGCGACGACCUCAUGCCCCCCUACGACGAGAAGGCCGACAUCUGGAAGAUCCCCGACGUCGCCAGCUUCCUCCUGGGGCACGUCGAGGGCAGCGACGUGGUCCGAUUCCACCUGUUUGACAUCCACAAGGCCUGCAAGAGCCGGCCGCCGGCCGAGAGGCCCACCGCGCAGGCCGUCCUGGACGCGUACCAGCGGGUCCUGAGCUCGCUCAGAGACGCCGCGCCGUCCCAGGCCAGAGAAAUGCUGUGAAGCCCAAGCCCGGUCAGGGAAGGGGGCGGGUUCAGGAGCAAGCAGAACGGCUGCAGAACGGCUGCCGCGGUUCUGCUGGGACCCUGAGCUUGCUGCUGUGCAGCCCGGUGGCUCCUCCUCUGUGCCCGGGCGCACGUGGGAGGAGCUGCCCCUGCUGGCCACCGGGGCAGGCGUGGCUGAGCCAGAGCAACCGGCUCGAUCUAAGCCUGGCUUCACGUCUGACACCCAUCGCUCGCAGGAGAAGCGGCAGAGAAGCAGCGAAUCUGACCCGUAUCUGGAGGAAGUAACUACAGGAAGACGUAGCUGCAAAAGAGCCUUUCCCUGUCCUAAGGACUGAGUUUGUAAGCUUGUAAGAAAGGUAGGUAGAGGAGAUUUUUAAAUGGCAGUAUAGGAUAGAAACCUAGAGUAGUUGUGCAAAGAAUCUUCUUUCCUCUUUUUUUUAGAUGGUAAUCAAUAUACCAGGUCCUGUGAGUAUCCCUGGUCUGCUUCCCUUUGAUGGGUGAGGCCACCCUUACUGUUUUAAAUGAUUGCUCUGUGAAGCUUCAGUGCCAUCCUCCUACCUAGGAGCUUAAGGAGAACUAGGAUGUCAUGCUCUUUGAUAUUUGUUUUCUAAUAUAUUUUUACUAGAGGCCCGGUGCACGCAUUUGUGCACAGGUGGGGUCUUGCCAGCCAGCCCCAAAUGGGGCUAGUGGGGCCAAUCGGGGGUGGGGUUAGGGGGAGG